Messenger RNA from Heterotrigona itama, 300 nucleotides. The record is from the annotation of a GenBank genome assembly. NCBI's taxonomy places the organism in Eukaryota, Metazoa, Arthropoda, Insecta, Hymenoptera, Apidae.
AUGAUGAGGUUGCCUCCACACAGAGGCAAUCUUCGACUCGAAUCAAACAACGAGUAUCGUUAUCCUUGGAAACCCGAUUCGAGGAUUGCAUCCUGUAUCCUCGAGGCAUCGUUCUUUGCCUCGGUUUUGUUCUUCACGCUCGUUCACGAACGUCGGUCACUCGAGCUCGGUGGUCACAGAGACGACGCAAAUUCCACGGAUUUACCGAGCUCACGUUUCACCGUGUUCGAGGUGCAGAGACAGGGUUUGAACAGGGUGGAGGGUAGUUACAAGCGCGGGAAAACGAUCGGAAAUUGUUAA